CAAAAACAACAAGGAUAUCAAAAAACUCUGAACAACACAAAUCAAAUCAGCUUAAAGAAGAAAAAAACUGAAGGAGGCGAACCAAAAACGAAAUUGAACUCUACAAAAAAGUUUAAAGGAAAAAAUCUAGAUAUACACCUCAAUACAUAUAUAUAUAUCUCGAAGUAACGGCAUUUGCCGCAUUUUGCCUAAUACAAAUCACCGAAACUCCAUCAUCUUCCGUUUUUGCCACCAGAUUUUGAAGUAUUUGUAAACUCAAUAAUAACAACCAAAACAAAUUUUACUGAGAUUCUCAAGCUUUACAAUUAGCACUACCGAACUGCUUCGCUUGCACGCAUUUAACUGCAAGUAGAUUUUGCCACAACUUUUCGCGUAUUUUCUGGAAUUUUCGUCGUAUUUCUUUUGAACUCCAAUUAUCAAAGCAAACGCCACUUAUGGCAUCACUCGAGGAACAACCAAUCGCAACGAUCACCGCCAUUUCCACCUUUGAUCCCGCUACCACCAAUACCUCUGCUGAUAUCGCUUCGAACGUAACCACUACUUCCGGCUCUUCUGCUGCUGCUGCUGCCAACGCGCUCGUUGGUAAUUUGUCGACGUUGGACUCGGAUUUCAGCCUCAGCGCUUGCGCCGAGAAACAACUUUUAGCGCCUGGCGCUCUCCUAACAGGCAGCAAUAGCGCUGUAGGUACUCUGAAUAUCAAUACCACUGCUACGACGACUGGUGCGGCUGUUGAUUCGAUUGUGGAAAAGCUCGUCAGCUCGCUAACGCUCGAUAUGGACUCGGACUCUUUGGGUAAUGGCAAUACAACAAUGUCACGUGAUUUCAACUGCAACGGCAGCGUUGCCAGCGAGCAUAAGAGCGUCUCAUCGCGUUCUUCCUCCUUGGCGGGCAACAUGUUUAGCGAGGUGUUCGAGAAUAAGGGCAAUGACUUGGAAUCCGGUUCAUUGGAGGACUCGUGCAGCUCGAUCGGCGCCGAUGGCAUGGAUAAGAAUUGCAAGAUUUGCAGCUCGCGUUUAGUGACACCACGCGUGCUCUCAUGCCUCCAUGUAUUUUGUGAAUCUUGUCUGAUGAAACUGCUUACUGAGGAGUCGAACGGCAAUUCAUCAUCGGCAUCGUCCACUACUUCAACCGCCGGUGAGCUAAUGCCGCCAUUGAAGUCUGUUAUCGAGUGUCCCACGUGCAAACAAGUGACUAUGAUUGGCGCCAAAGGCAUUGAAUCGUUGACUUGCGAUUACAUUUUGACCAACAUACUCGAUCUCUCCACCAUCGAGUCGGAGCAAUUGUCGUGCACUUCGUGCAAGAGCAAGGAGAAGGCCAUUUCACGCUGCAGCGAUUGUGCUAAUUUCUUGUGCAGCGGUUGCGACAACGCCCACAAGUAUAUGCGUUGCUUUGAGAAUCACGAAGUGGUUAAGCUCGAAGACUUGCAGAAGUCCACCGCCGACAAGCCAUUGACCAUACACAAGCCGCUUUUCUGCAAUGUGCAUAGCGCUGAAAAUCUCAAAUACUAUUGCUUCAAUUGCCAAAUACCAGUUUGCAACGAUUGCUUAAUCGCCGAUCACAAAGGCAGUGAGCAUCACUACGAUGUCAUCGCCAUGGCCGAGAAGUCAGUGCGUGUUGAUGUGGAGAAUUUGAUGAAGGAAGCCAAAUCAAAGGUGCAAUAUUGUGAUGCCGCCGCUUCGAAUCUUUCCAGCGCGCUCACUGAACUUCAAACCCAACAUGAUUCGGCACGCGCCCGCAUUGAGGAGACCUACCAGAACUACAAGAAGAUCUUGGAGAAAUGCCGCGACCAAUCACUAAACGAGUUGGGAAAAUUACACUCGGAACGUGAACUCAAAGUUAUGGACUUGCUGCAGAACAUCGAAAAUACGAUGGGCAAAAUCGAUAGUACUUGCAAAUUCACCAUGCGUGUGCUGGAUCAAGCCAAUGCCGCCGAAUUUUUGUCCAUGAAGAAAUUGAUCAGCUCGCAAUUUAUAAACCUGAUCAACAGUACACCAAAGUGUGACAUUAACUAUUCACUGACCUUCGACACCAAGGCGGAAAAAUUCGAACAGGUCGCCCAAGAGACCUUUGGUAAAUUCCGCACUGAGUCAACUCCACCCUCACCGAAGGAGAGCACACCACCACCCACGCUACCGGGCAUGCCACCCAACAUGAUGAGCAGUCGCAGCGGCGGUAUGAACACUUGCGGCUCACAAGGUCAGCUAGCCGGUGGCAGCUCCGUUACCGCCAGCAGCCCAAUAUCUUUGCCGACUUCCAUGCAAAGCUCAUUCGAUGGUGACUUCUCGGUAUUGGGCAAUGGAUUCCUCAUGCCGAAUGUAUUGACACCGGACUCGCCACCACAUCAGCCACCGACAUUGCAUCACCAGAUUUCCCAUCAACAACAACAACAGCAGCAGCAACAACAAUCACAGGCACCGGCAACACAACCACCAGUACAUGGUGUAAACAGUGUACGCGGCGGUUUUGAUGGCGUUGGUUGUGUUGGCGGUGGCGGUGGUGGCUUGCCAGGUACAGGCCUUGCCAACGGCUUGAAUGCGCUUACAGGCAGUCAUGGUCCAAUGCAUGGUCACAAUCAAGGUCAUGGUCACGCCCACGGACACAAUCCGCUUGGCGGCAAUCCAUUAAGCGGCGCUGGUAAUAAUUUGGGUGUUGGCUUGAACAACAAUCCAUUAGGCAAUGGUAUAAACGCUUCGCUCAGCCAAGGCUUAAAUGGUCUGGGUGGUGGUGCUGCUGGUGGCGGCGCCGGCGGCGGCAGUGGUAUGAAUGGCGGCCUUAAUGGCGCACUCAAUGGAGGACUGAACGGACCGAAUAAUCCGGGCGGCGUUGGUGGUGGUGCACCGCCACCAAGCGCUUACAACAGUAUUCUCGAGUACAAUUUGUCACGUCUUGCCAGCCUCACGGAGGCCACACCGGAUGUCACGCUCAACGACGCCUUGGUGGGCCCCGGCGCCGGCGCUGGUGGUCAUCACCAGGCGGUAGUGCCAGCAUCGUCGGCACAGAAUCAACAGAUCUCAUUGGCGGACAUACUGUCGGGUGAUCAACGCGCUUUCAACAAUCUUCAGGCGCUGGCCAAAAUGGGACUCAAUAACAAUGUAGAUUUUCACACAGACAUGAAUCAGCUUUUAUCGAGCGGAGCUUCACCCGGAAUUGAUUGUAUAUUACCAGAUUUCUGCCUACCCGCAGCCACAUCGCCCAGCCUAUCAACACUCGGGCCGCUCGGCGCUGGACCCGUCGACGAUAUGUCCAUUACGAAUUUCCAUGCCGGCGCCGCACCGGGCACAACCAACAUUGUCACCGGUCGCAACAAGGCAACACCCAUGCAGAUACGUUGUAAAUUCGGUUCGCUUGGCACCUCUAAGGGUCAAUUCAAUUCACCACAUGGUUUUUGCUUGGGUGUAGACGAAGAGAUCAUUGUCGCCGAUACGAAUAAUCAUCGCAUUGAGGUUUUCGACAAAACCGGUACACUUAAAUUCCAAUUUGGCGUACCCGGCAAGGAGGAGGGUCAACUAUGGUAUCCCCGUAAAGUCGCCGUUAUGCACACCAAUGGCAAAUUCGUCGUAUGUGAUCGUGGCAAUGAACGCUCACGCAUGCAGAUAUUCUCAAAGUGUGGACAUUUCAUGCGCAAGAUCGCCAUCAGAUACAUUGAUAUCGUCGCUGGUCUGGCUGUUACCUCCAAGGGUCAUAUUGUGGCUGUAGAUAGCGUAUCGCCAACAGUUUUCGUUAUAUCCGAGGAUGGUGAGCUCGUGCGUUGGUUCGAUUGCAGCGAUUAUAUGCGCGAACCGUCCGAUAUUGCCAUACGAGACAAUGACUUUUAUGUCUGCGAUUUUAAGGGUCAUUGUGUUGCUGUCUUCCAAGAGGAUGGUACUUUCCAGUAUCGCAUCGGUAAUGAGAAGGUCACAUGCUUCCCUAAUGGCAUUGAUAUCUCGAACGCAGGCGAUAUUUUAAUUGGCGACUCACAUGGCAAUCGUUUCCAUGUGGCCUGCUAUUCGCGCGAUGGAGUUCUGCAAUCUGAAUUUGAAUGUCCUCACGUUAAGGUUUCACGUUGCUGUGGUCUAAAGAUAACAUCCGAAGGUUAUGUGGUCACUUUGGCCAAGAACAAUCACCAUGUGUUGGUACUUAAUACGCUCUACGUUCACUGAUCGCAAAUCAAAACCAUAAC
This is a messenger RNA of Bactrocera tryoni, 4159 nucleotides long. It is a transcript of the gene mei-P26, whose product is annotated as brain tumor protein. Bases 435 to 4139 code for a protein of 1234 amino acids. Gene Ontology annotation, cellular component: chromatin; nucleoplasm. The transcript is spliced from 8 exons. Gene Ontology annotation, biological process: positive regulation of DNA-templated transcription. The record is from RefSeq and is a predicted model, not a curated record. Lineage: Eukaryota; Metazoa; Arthropoda; Insecta; Diptera; Tephritidae. Gene Ontology annotation, molecular function: ubiquitin-protein transferase activity; zinc ion binding; protein binding.